AUGUAUAGUUGCACCAUGGUUGCGCCUUCGGAUCCGGCCGAAGACUCAGCAAGAUCAACAGUUGUAGAGAAGGCAGUGAUAAAAAUUUUCAAUAUGUCCAUAUUGACCAUUAAAUCCAACUCCUCGUUCGCGGAUGUGCUGCGGGGUAAGACAAUUCCGGUGAGCCGUCUGAGCCAGGAGUCGCUGGCCAAGGCGCAAGGCAAGGCCAAGAAGGUGGAGCAGUUCCUGGCCAAGGCCAAGUCCCCGUCCCUGAUUUCGCUGGGUGGACUGUCCUCCCAGUACGAGUUCAAUAGGCUCCAGGAGCUGAACAAGUGGUGGGAGCCGAGGACUCGGUACCGGGACGAGGCCGAUGUCAGUUUGCAUCCCAGCUACGAAAUUAAGCAGUUCUCAUAUGAUCUUAAUUGCUAUGUGCGGUAUUUGGAAGCCAAGGAACGACACGAAAGGCAGUUCGCGCAGGAAAUGGAGCACUUCAUUGCCAAUCAGCGCAAUAUCUGCGACCAGUUUUUUCUGAAGAAAAUCCUGUGCUACAAGACACGUUGGCCCCCGCUGCACACAAAGCGAGAACUGAACAACUUCGUCUCGAAGUUCUUUCAAAUGACUGCAAAGGAAAAACGUCGGGUCGAAUAUCUCAUGAAAACUGAUUUAGGUGUGGGGUACUAAAGCUUAUACAAUUGCAAAGUAAACUCUGCCAUUCAUAGCAACGGUUUAAUUAGCAGAUUUCAUUUUGCAAUUUUAUUUUGCAAUACCAAUCUAAUUACUUGAUGAAAAAAAAUACACACAGCCGAUAAAUUUCAUUUAGCAAUUAAUCAGUUUUAUUUUCCUGCUCUGAAAUUAAUAAGGCAAAACAUUUGUGGCUAACGAUCUCUCGCACAAAAAGCAUGAUUGGAAGAGGAGGCAAUCGAAAUUGAGCUGAAUUAAAUCCGCAUCU
Molecule: messenger RNA, 928 nt
Organism: Drosophila elegans
Lineage: Eukaryota; Metazoa; Arthropoda; Insecta; Diptera; Drosophilidae
Exons: 5
Coding region: 1-660 (219 amino acids)
Source: RefSeq, a predicted model, not a curated record